This is a messenger RNA of Bursaphelenchus xylophilus (pine wood nematode), 1606 nucleotides long. Lineage: Eukaryota; Metazoa; Nematoda; Chromadorea; Rhabditida; Aphelenchoididae. The record is from the annotation of a GenBank genome assembly.
AUGAAGACGCUCCUGUUUGUUCUACUCUUACAAAGUUUUCUGCUGGUAUGUGUCAUCCAUAUUUCAAUGCAGUUAUAGAGCGUGGCGGUAGAGAAAACGGAGGACGAGCUGUUGGCGGAGAAAUGCGGGCAGAUCCUGCGGGCCGCGAAAAGGCAGACGUCGUACGAUUCGUUCGCGGAGAUGGUGCUGGCUUUCAAGCAUGAUGUAAGUGGGGCUAGAGAGCGUUUAAUAUAUAGGAGAAUAAGUCCUGUGAGAUGUAAGGUUUGCAGCACUACAUAUAAUACAUUUGUAUACCAGUCCGUCGGGGAAAUAAUCAGCACAAUGUCGCUGCCCCGAUCGUGUCGCUAAAGCAAAAAGCGAACACAGUGUUCAGAAUCAUCUCGACAGACUGAACGCAGCGAGCUAUAAGAGCUAUAAAUGCGCAUGAAGCUGGUUUUUAGGACCGAUUGGGAAAUUUUUUUUUCUCUUUUUUUUUGUUUUGCUUGCGCAUCCGCCUAUCCGAAAAAAAGGCCCCCCCCCCAUAAUGAAAAAUUAGAAUAAUACGAAAAAUGCAAAUUAUAGUAAAAUGUAAAUUCUGAAACGAUUCAAUCAAACCUCCUACGUUUUGAUUCAAACUGUUAUCCAAAGCGCGUUACAACAUUCCUUCUCAUCAAGCUUUUCUUGAAGGUUUCUGGGUUCAGAUUGUAUGUGAAGGGUUUGUAAUGGGCCAUGCGGGUCUGAGCUGGACUCGGGGUCUGUACUACCCCCAUAUCAGUCUGUCGAAAAUAUAUGAGCGUAAUGUCGCUGUGCCGAUCGCGUAGCUGAAGCAAAAAGCAACUCGAUUUUACCGCGACAAAAUUCAUUUUCUCACCGGCCAUGCAGUUUUCAAGGCGACAGAAUGCUCAUAAUUUUCCCGACGGACUGAUAGUAUAAUCGUUUUCUCCUUUCAGGCCACAACGCUUGCCAACGAAAACGGCCUGAAGACCCAAGUUGGCCCAUUGAUCAAGAAUGCAACAGAAAGAUUCCUGUCAUUACCUGAAUCGGAUAUACUGGGAAAGAAGCUGAUGGAAUUUAUCGAGACCCUCAAGCAAAUACGAAAAAUAUUGAUCUCGAAAGCGGAUGCGGUAGAGCUUCUUCCCUUCGACAUACCAAUUCAUUAUCUCCUCAUUCUAUGCAAGGUAAGUUGUUAAGAAAACGAAACGCCAUGCUUUUCAAUGCGACAGAGUGUCAUUAUUUUCCCGACAGACUGAUAUUCACUAUAAUAUCCUGGUUUAAGGAGAACGGCGACAUACUCGGGUCACUCCAAAAAAUUGAACAAGUUUCACAUCUGAAUGGCACAAUGUUAACCAACCGCUUUAUCAACCUCUUCACCACAUCAUAUCAGCUCGGAGAAUACUUGAAUUUUAAUCCCUCCGAGGAAAUGGAAAAAGUAAUCGACGCCGCUUUCAAGCUCGAUGUAACGAAUAUUCUUGGCAAACCGUAUGAUGACUUUAUCGCCUCGAUUCGAGGACUCCGCAAUGCGUUUAUCGAUCAUAAGGCCAAUCCCAACACGCUGGAACGGCUGGAUGUUUUCGUGAGAAUCUUGGAGAAAACAAAAAAUUCAGGUCAAAACGUGACGCCUAAAUAG